CUCGGCGAGGAGGCUGAGCCAUGCCGCCCCCGCUCUCGCCUCCCCGAUAUAAACCGCAGCCGCCGGCCGGUGCCCAGACCGAGCCUGAGACGCGGCAGUCAAACACACCAUGCGGGGACCCCCCACCCUGGCGCUCGCCUGCCUGGCCCUGGCCGCGCUGCUCUGCCCGCCCGCCCAGGCGUGGUACAAGCAAGCGGCCGGCCCCAGCUACUACUCGGUGGGCAGAGCCUCGGGGCUGCUGUCCGGCGUCCGCCGCUCGCCCUACAUGCGCCGCUCGGACGACGGCGGCGGCGGCCCCGACAGCAGCAGCAGCAGCAGUAGCGCCGAGGCAGCCGCGCCCGCCGGACUCGCCGCCUUCCUGAUGGCCGAGCCGCGCCAGGGCCCCGGCGGGCUCCGCAGCCUGGCGGUGUGCGUGAAAGAAGUGGCUCCGGAGCUGCAGAGCUGCCAGCUGCUGCCCAGCGUGCCCAGCAUCAUCCAGUGCAAGGCCGAUGUGACCGUCUCGCUGGACCCCGCGGACUGCGCCACCCCCUGAGAGCGAGGGAGGCAGGCUGCCCUGGAAACCCCGAGCGGAACACCCGGACCGGGCGAGGGGAAGAAAGGCAGGCAGGCAGAAGAAAGACGGGACGAAUCUUUCUCCUGGAGCGAUGGCGGGCAGGAUGAGGGACAUUCUUCAUUUCCUCCCCUUCUGCAUCCCAUAAUAAAUGCGCCUUAAACCGC
Molecule: messenger RNA, 717 nt
Organism: Sphaerodactylus townsendi
Lineage: Eukaryota; Metazoa; Chordata; Lepidosauria; Squamata; Sphaerodactylidae
Gene: NPB
Product: neuropeptide B
Exons: 2
Coding region: 110-532 (140 amino acids)
Biological process (GO): G protein-coupled receptor signaling pathway; feeding behavior
Molecular function (GO): G protein-coupled receptor binding
Source: RefSeq, a predicted model, not a curated record